AUGAAGCUGCUCCUCCUGCUGGCAGUUGCUGCCAGCCAGAUGGAGCUCUCUGCCUCUCUGACUGAAUUUGUAUGGGUCACUCUGAAUGCUACUGGUGGAAACAUCAGCAUCAGCGACGUUCCCAUCACUUUCUAUGGAAAAACAUACACAUGGUUACACGUCAAGAUCGGCAAUAAGGUUGAAGUUUGUUUCAAAAAUGACCCAUCUGAGGACGACAUUGACUGUAUGGUGACCAACGAGGUGGCUUCAACCAAACUGAUGUACCGUGGCGCGAUAAUGCCGGGUUCAGAGAUGCCCAAUAUAGGGCCCAGCGCAGAGCCCUGCUCUGUUGAACUCUGUUCUCUGUCUGCAGUCCUCUCUAAUGACACUGCAUGUGGGCCCGAGGAGGUUUGCCAAGCGGACAACACGUGCUCUAUUCCUCCGGUGGUGUGCACGGUGACGGGCUCCACGGUGAUCGGUUUCCACGGAGCAGUGCACUCUGUCCAGGAUCGCUGUGCCUACAGUCUGAUGGAGCCUGAAGGCAGCGCCAGCUUCAACCUCAUGGCCGCUUUCAGGGAGCGCCGGCGUACAGAUGUUCCUCUUCUGGACCACCUGAUCCUGUCGCUGCCAGGUGUGACCAUGUAUCUGGAGCAAGGAGGAAGAGUUCGGGUUGGUGGUGAAGCCCUGGUGCUCAGCAGCACAGCUCAGCUGAUGCACGGCGUGGAGCUCUUCAAGGACCAGACUGGAGUCACUGCUAAGUUCCCGUCCUCCAAAAUGACUCUCUUUUUUGAUGGCAACAGCGCACAUGUGACAGGAGUUCCUGAAGCUGUAGAGGGUUUGUGUGGCAGCCCCUCCAACUCCAGCUGGACCACCACCCCGACUGCAGAGAAGUCCUCUCUCAGCCUCCCUGGCUGUGAGAUUCAAUACCAGGACUCAGUCGACAGCGCCAUCAACUGCAACCGCUCCACCGACCACUGUAAUCUCAUGAGGCAGCCUCCCUUCUCAGCCUGUCACGAGCACACCGACCCAGAGCCGUACAUCAGCGCCUGCACACACACUCUGUGCAGAUACCCGUCAGUGGAUGGGGUCGACUGCCACUUUUUGGAGGCUUACGCCAAGGCCUGCAACCUGGAAUUCAAAGUGACCCUGGAGGACUGGAGGUCAACUACUGGCUGCUCCCCCCCCCCUCUCUGUCAGCAGCCCUGCAGUGAUCAUGAGUUCUGUGGAGAGGAGCACGGUUCGACCCGCUGCUUCUGUCGGGCUCUGUUCGCCUCCAAGUACAAAGCCACCAAGUCUUUAGGCGAUCCCACGGUCUGCAGGCAGGACUCGGCCUCUGUGGUUCUGGCUGGAUGUCUGCUGGACGACAAAGGCAUCGACUUCUCCCGCUUACAGCUCAAAGACCCCAGCUGCAAGGGCCACAUGGACCCCCAGAGCCACCUGGUGACCUUCAGCUUCGACAGCAGCGCCCCCUGCGGGACGGAGGUCAUGAGAAACAACAGCCAGACCGUCUACAAGAACUCCAUCAUGUACUCAAACAGCUCAUCAGACGGAGUCAUCAUCCGCAGAGACCAGUUCCAGAUCGACUUCUCCUGCAAGUACACACAGCCAGAGGUCAGGAGUGUGUCCUUCAGGAUCCAAGACAGCUCUGUGGUGCAGCAGCUUGUAUCUGGAGUGUGGAACUACACUCUGACGAUGAGCUCCUUCAGCCACGCCGGCCUACUGCAGCCGGUCGGCCCGAACACGGAGAUCCUGCUGAACCAGACGGUCUGGCUGCAUGUGGAGGCGGUGGGGCUGGACGCCAACAUGGUCGCCAUGGUGACACACUCCUGCUGGGCAACCAAUCAGGCAUCACCUGACAGUAAUCUGCGAUAUGACCUCAUCAUCAACGGAUGUCCGAACCCUGCUGAUGAUACGGUGCAGAUGCAGGGAAACGGACAGGGAACGUCCAGCGUUUUCUCCUUCAACAUGUUCGAGUUCUCUGGAGGAAGCAGUGAAAUCUACCUGCACUGCAAACUGGAGCUGUGCCCCACACAGGGCCAGGCCUGCACUCCGAGCUGUGGGGGGGCAGCUCGCAGGAGGCGCAGAUCUGCUAAAUACGCUGAUGGGAACGCGGCCCUCAUCACUAUGGGAUGGAGAAACUGAAGAGCUUUGCAUGCUGAUUCCUGACGGUGGAAAUGAAGGUCUUGUUGCUGUGAAACUGAGCCGGCACAUUAUCUGAGAUUAUUCCUGAGGACUCCAGUUAUUCUGAGUUUUAACUUCUUUAUGAUGUGGGGGAAAUAA
Messenger RNA from Trematomus bernacchii (emerald rockcod), 2259 nucleotides. Its product is annotated as alpha-tectorin-like. NCBI's taxonomy places the organism in Eukaryota, Metazoa, Chordata, Actinopteri, Perciformes, Nototheniidae. The coding region runs from base 1 to 2121 and encodes 706 amino acids. The record is from RefSeq and is a predicted model, not a curated record. The transcript is spliced from 16 exons.